Molecule: messenger RNA, 357 nt
Organism: Trichoderma gamsii
Lineage: Eukaryota; Fungi; Ascomycota; Sordariomycetes; Hypocreales; Hypocreaceae
Exons: 1
Coding region: 1-357 (118 amino acids)
Source: RefSeq, a predicted model, not a curated record
AUGGCAACUCUCGCCUCGGCCUCUCGGACGCAACGUUCGACGCUGAUUCGCAACGCUCCUACUAUAUUCAAUCUUCAUCACCAACACCAGAGGAACCGAGUCAUCUUCAAUGGACAUACUUCUUUGAGAACAUUCUCUGCUCAAUCCUCGCUUCUCAACCAAGAGCAAAAGGACAACGAGCUCCCCAAAUUUAGCUUUGAGGGGCUUGGUAUGAGCAAGAACUCCAGGAUCUUUGUUAUUGUGGUGUUGAGCAUUUUUGGAACUAUUGAGACCUGGGUUUGGUGUAAGGGUAUUUAUCGCUGGUGGAAUGGACCUUCAGAGGAAGAGAAGAGUCGAGUAGAGGCUUCUCAUAAAUAG